Molecule: messenger RNA, 653 nt
Organism: Staurois parvus
Lineage: Eukaryota; Metazoa; Chordata; Amphibia; Anura; Ranidae
Source: the annotation of a GenBank genome assembly
GCCACCAACAAACACACACAAACAGAGACACCUGUACACACACAAAGACAUGUACAUACACACACACAGAAAAACAUUUACACACAUGCACAGAGACACAUGUACACACACACACAGACAGAUACAUGUACACACAGGCACAUACAGACACGCAUACACACAGAUACAUGUACAUACACACAGACACAUGUACAUACAUACACAGACACAUGUACAUACAUACAUACACAGACACAUGUACAUACAUACACACAAGCAGACAAACACAUGACAUGUACACACACGGACACAUAUACACACACACAUACAUGUACAUACACGCAGACACAUGUACAUGCAUACACAGACACACACAAACACACACACAUGUGUACACGUACACAAACACACACCCCUAUAAAAAGUUGCAGUAUUUCGUUGUUCACUCACAGAACCGGGUACUGCACUCUAGGGGGGAGGCAGAGAGCACAGCACACACUCCUUCUUUUGCUUUCACUGCGCUCAGCUAUUGAGCAGUCUGACGGCUCCCAGUGCCAAUGACAGAUUUGGUCUAAACUCCGAGCCUGCUCAGCAAGACGGCCCUGGGGGACACACUUGGCCCCACCAUAAUUUCCCACUCGCAAUAGGCGAGCAGGUGAGUGGAAAUUUCAAGC